AUGGAUCUCUUUAGGCGAGCCGUAAAGGCCAUCCCGUCGACAUCGCCCAAACUUCCUACCGCCGAUGAGAAGCCGAGCACAAAGCAUGCCCGGCAAAACAGAUUCACCUCGCGCCUGGCCUUCUUCAGAAGGCCGCUGCGACUUCGGGGCAACUCGAGCGUUUCCGUUCCCCUCGGCGUGGUCAUUCUCUUCCCCCUGAUCGUUGUGAUCCUUAUCCUCGUCUUGUUUGUCAGACAUCCCAGUUCCCCUGGCAGGAUAUUGAUGCCCGCCGGCGCCCCUCCGGCCAUUAGGAAAAUCAGUGAAGAACAUGACAAGGUCUUCGUAACCGGAUGUCUCGAACCCGACACGAGCAGACCCAGGGCCAACGGUGCCUUUGUUGUCUUGGCCCGCAACAAGGAAUUGGACGGCGUUAUCCAGUCCAUCAAGUCUAUUGAGCGUCAUUUCAACAGAUGGUACCACUACCCCUAUGUCUUCCUGAACGACGGCGACUUCAACGAGACCUUUAAGGAGGUUGUCACCAACUACACGUCUGCUCCCGUCGAGUUUGGCAAGGUUGGCCCCGACAUGUGGGGCUACCCUGAUUGGAUUGACCACAAGGUCGCCAAGGAGGGUAUCGCCAAGCAGGGUGACGCCGCUGUCAUGUACGGUGGCUUGGAGAGCUACCACGCCAUGUGUCGUUUCUACUCUGGAUUCUUCUACAAGCAUGAGCUCCUUCAGAAGUACGAGUGGUACUGGCGCCUGGAGCCGGAGAUCAAGUACUUCUGCGACAUCACCUAUGAUCCCUUCUUGGCCAUGAUCGACGCCAACAAGACCUAUGGUUUCACCAUUGCUGUCAAGGAACUUCGCGAGACUGUCCCCAACAUUUUCAGAUACGCCUCUGCCUACAAGCGUCUCAAGGGCCUUAAGUCCAAGGGCUUGUGGGAGAUGUUUGUCGACCCCGUCCCCGAGAAGAAGGAGGAGCCCACCGAGCAGACCCCUCUCCCCGAGGAAGUCCUCCGCAGCGACCCUGGCCGCAACGCCGUGCCCGAGAUCGACCCCGAGGCCAUGGAAGGCGAGACGUACAACAUGUGCCACUUCUGGUCCAACUUCGAGAUUGCCAGCCUCAAGUGGUUCCGCAGUAAGGAAUACGAGGACUUCUUCCAAAUGAUGGACCGCAGUGGCGGUUUUUGGAUGGAACGCUGGGGUGACGCUCCUAUCCAUUCCUUGGCGGCCGGCGCCCUCUUGGCCCCUCGUGACAUUCACUACUUCCGAGACUUUGGCUACCGACACACCACCAUCCAGCACUGCCCCGCCAACGCCCCGGCGCGACAGCUCCCUAGACAAAAGUACCUGGAGAAGACGACGCUGGACGAAAAGAAGCGCAUUGAGGAGGACGACUACUGGGAGCACUGGGAUGCCGAGAAGGAGAACGGUGUCGGAUGCCGCUGCCGAUGCGACACGGACAUUGUCGACGUUGAGGGCAAGGAGGGAUCCUGCCUCGCCGAGUGGGUUGACGUCGCAGGCGGAUGGGCCAGCCCGUAA
This is a messenger RNA of Colletotrichum truncatum, 1521 nucleotides long. Its product is annotated as alpha-mannosyltransferase. Gene Ontology annotation, cellular component: Golgi apparatus; membrane. The record is from RefSeq and is a predicted model, not a curated record. Gene Ontology annotation, molecular function: alpha-1,2-mannosyltransferase activity. NCBI's taxonomy places the organism in Eukaryota, Fungi, Ascomycota, Sordariomycetes, Glomerellales, Glomerellaceae. Gene Ontology annotation, biological process: cell wall mannoprotein biosynthetic process; protein N-linked glycosylation.